AUGGCGCUGCCGUUCAUCGUGCAGUGGUUGCAGCUGCAGGCAGAAAGAGAAUUUCGCGAACACCGCGAUGCUUUCUCGAUGCCCGAGGAGACGUUCCGCCUGCGGUACCGCUUGACGAAGGACAUGGCGCGAUGGCUGUGCGAAGAGCUUCGCCAUGAUCUGGAGAGGCGGCGUACUGGUACGCGAACCGCCGCGACCGUCGAGCAGCAAGUGCUUUGUGCCCUUCGCUUCUUCGCUACGGGCAGCUACCAGGGCGCGAUCGCAAGCGACGAGGACUUGGCGACGAGCCAGUCAAGUGUGAGUCGCUCGAUUCACGCUGUCGUCGAAGCGAUUGUGGAGCGCCUCGGCGAUGAGUGGAUCGCCUUCCCUGCCAGCGCCCAGGAACUGGCCGCGGCGAAAGAAGGCUUUCUCAACAUGGACGCAAGGUUCGCAGGCUGCAUCGGGGCGGUCGACGGCACGUUCAUUUGUAUUCGGGCGCCGUACGACACGGACGACAACAACAAAGCGGCGUACUUUUGCCGCAAGGGCUAUUACGCCCUCAACGCCAUGGUGACAUUAAUAUGCAGAGAUGCGGCGACAGCCAUAAUAAAACGUAAGGCGAUCAAAGCUGCGCUUGGCAAUCACCAUGAGAGAAAUACGGGUGUUGAAUCGCAGAGUUACAGCUGUAUUGCAUGUAGCUGGUUGUAUUGCUGUUGCUGGCUUCCUUCCAACCCACACAAAACUCUGCAGGUGUGUGACGCAACCCUGCGCAUCACUGCCCUGGAGCCCACAUACCCAGGCUCGGUGCACGACGCUUUUGUGUGGAGGGCAUCCACCUUGAGCCGGGAGUUCAGCGCUGGCAGCCGUGGCCAGGGUGGCGAAUUCCUGCUUGGUGACAGUGCAUAUCCGCUGCAGCCUUGGCUGCUCAACCCCAUCCCCGGAGCACAUCAAGCGGGAUCCCCUGCGGCCCAGUUCAAUCGCGCCCACUCCUCACUGCGGUGUGUCGUGGAACGGUGCUUUGGAGUCCUCAAGGCCCGCUUUCGGUACCUGCAGAGGUACAGGGCACUGUACUAUGGCCCACUCUUCACGUCGAAGAUCAUUGCAGCUUGUGUGGUGCUUCACAACCUUUGUGUCCGGCAGCAGCUGCCAGAGCCAGACGACAUCCCUGGUACUGAGGAACGUGAAGAUCCAGACCUUUACGACGAUGGUGACGACGAUGGGGCAGCAGUUGGCAUGUACCAGGCCGGUGCGCAAAGGCGGGAUCACCUUCUGCGGUGUUUUACUGCUUCCCAGGACAGCACAUGAAGGGUGCUGCAUCCCUGUGAGAUGUGCACAGAAAUGAAACACAAGCAGUGUUUUUUUUUCUUCUCCUGGC
Molecule: messenger RNA, 1354 nt
Organism: Rhipicephalus sanguineus (brown dog tick)
Lineage: Eukaryota; Metazoa; Arthropoda; Arachnida; Ixodida; Ixodidae
Product: putative nuclease HARBI1
Exons: 3
Coding region: 1-1284 (427 amino acids)
Source: RefSeq, a predicted model, not a curated record